Molecule: messenger RNA, 1366 nt
Organism: Lactuca sativa (garden lettuce)
Lineage: Eukaryota; Viridiplantae; Streptophyta; Magnoliopsida; Asterales; Asteraceae
Product: protein CANDIDATE G-PROTEIN COUPLED RECEPTOR 2
Biological process (GO): G protein-coupled receptor signaling pathway
Cellular component (GO): plasma membrane
Molecular function (GO): G protein-coupled receptor activity
Source: RefSeq, a predicted model, not a curated record
AUUUGUAAAAAGACCGAUGGUAAUCGGAAUUGGGUUUCCUGCGAGUAUUUUCUAGACAAAAAAACUAAAAAAUAAAUGGAAAGUUAGAAUAACAAGUGCCAGCAUAAUCAGCCGGUGUCGCUAGUCAAUCCUCAUCUGAUAACUCCGAAGUCUGCAAUUUCAACACCGAGAGAAAUUAGGGUUUCUUUUCUUGGGGUUAAAAUCGAAGACCUCCGAUCGAUCCAAAGGGGCACGCAUAAAAUUAGGGUUCAAACAUCAUCUAUGCCUUUAAUUACCGAAUUGUUGUUUCUCUAGCAGAUGGUGAGGGAUCAAGACCAUUACCUCCCUGCAGUUGGAAGCAUUCCCGCCAUAACCGACAUAUCAUCACCAUCGUCCCCGUUCACUCAGUAUAGAUGUCAUGGGUUAUGGUACAUCGCCGUUUUAUCGAUCCCGGCGGUUUUAUUUGUAGUAUAUUUAGGGUUUCAUCUCAAAAGGAACAUUAAGAAGCUCAAUCGUCGUCGAUCACAUGUUAUGAUCGCUUAUUAUGCCCUCCUUUGGUUGUCAGCUAUCCUUAAUCUGGCUUGGUGCUCUCUUCAGGUAUGGCAGUGCAUUCCUGGGAAGGAGGUUUCUUGGAACUUAUUGUCAUUGCUGACAUCAAUGGGAACACUGUGUUUAGAGAUUAGCUUAGUGGCCUUCUUACUUCAAGAAAAUUAUGCAAGUGGCCUCCAGGCAUUAGCUCAUACCUUCAGUAUUUCAGGCCUCAUUGUUGGAGCAGACAUACUUCUCAAGGCGAUUUUUGUGUUUGGAUUCCGUGUCCCACUUUUCAUGGAUGAUGAAACGAGCCAUAGAGGGAAGUGGGGGUUGUGGAUAGUUGAUGAACUAUUGCUCACAUGCAGUUAUGCAUAUAUUCUUUUUGUGCAUUACUCUAAAUGGAGAGAUAAGUUGCCUCCGAGACCAGCAUUUUACAAUUAUGUUGUUGCCAUGUUCAUCAUCACUGGAAUUGCAUUAUUUGGUUGUGGACUUGCUGCCAGUGGUUUGGCCUUUGGACUUUGGGUGUAUAGCUUUGUAGUUAUCUGCUACCACACACUCUAUCUUCCCUUUGUGUAUGUGACCUUCCUCUCUGAUUUCUUCCAGGAGGAAGACUUGCUUUUGGAUAACGCUUACUACUCUGAGAUGAGGGAUGCUGGGUUUUUCGAUUUGGAAUAAUAAGUGGUUAUGUUAUUUGACUAUUUGUAGCACAACUUUGUAAAUAAGGUAUAAGAUAAUGUUAGAUUGACUAUUUGAUCGUUUGACUUUGAUGAAGCCAACAUUUGACAUGUUACAUGUAUAGCUACUUUCCUGAUGUAUGGGAUUCAGUUUGCUAUAAGUAUUUAUCUAUUUACCCUCA